GGCUAGGACGGGGUGCUAACUAAACGGAGUUCGCGAGUAAAAUAAUUUUGUGUCAUGUCUAAGGGAGAGAGCAGUUGUGGCAGAAAGCACAGUAACAAGAGGGAAACAGGGUGCUGAACCACCAUGUUAAACGGUGGCCACUUUGUGGAGGCGCUGGGCCGUCUAGGUUAUCCUGAUGCAUCAUUACUGAAGGCCUCAGAGUUCGACUGGCUGUUUGACUGUGCUCCGGAGAACCUUCACUUCUUGCGCUUUGUCUGUCGGACCCUCAAUGGGAACAAUGUUCUCACCAUGGAGGAGGCACGUGCUUUUCAGGAGCUGCGGAAGUCUGGCAAACCAAUUCUGGAUGAAGCAGCCUUAGGCGAGGUCCUAAAAACCAUUGGCCCUUCAGAUGGGAGCAGUGGAAAUAUCUUGGGCCCCUCCUCUUCAGCUUCAUCCUCUGUGUUUUCAGCAGAGGGCGAUGUAGCCAUAGAAGACUUGGAGGCAGAGCUCCAGGCACUGCGCAGAGAGAAAGAGCUGAAGCAGCGACGCUAUAACAAGUUGCAGGUUGUGGCCACCUCACGUGCAGAUGUUGACCUACGACUCAUUGCAGAGCUGGAGAGCGCUGCAUGUAAGCUAAAGGAGGCCAGCACUUCUGUUGGUGCUGAGAAUGCUGACACCAACACUCUGUUACAAAACCUAACAGAUGAGACUAGUAAACUUUCUUCAUAUCUCCCUGCUCGGCCAGAAACCAAGCAAAAAGAAACAGGAGAGCCUAUGGCCAUAUCAAACCCCUCUGUCUCCAAAAGGGCCACUUUCCUCCUCUCUCAGCUGUCCUUGGAGCCCUAUCUGCACCAGGAGGAGCUCAACACCAAAACACUAGCUGCCUUCACUCAGAAACAUUUCUUCCAAGGCAUAUCUGACAUUGUUGAGACUUCUUGCUCUGAGCGCUUCCAGGUCCUCGACCUCAGUUCUUGUGAAGAUGGAGAGGAAGAGGAGAUAGAGCACGAGGGAAGAGAGAAGGAGGAGCGAGUGGUGGAGCGUAGGAGGACAGAGAUGGCCAGACUUCAGUGGUCUCAUAUUAUGACCCAACACCAACUGCUACAGGCCAUGGCAGAGGAGAGGAGUGUCAAGGCUGGACUGGAUUGGUUCUCAGAGAAGUCCUCUCAUACCAAGAGCAUUUCCACCUCCUCCUCCCUGCAUGUGCGUGAAGUCAUGUCCAGAAAGGAGCUGCAAGCUGUGGAGGCUGAGCUGGAGGCACUGCUUCAUGGACCAGUACCUGUUGCCCUUAGGGAGUCAGCCAGGCUGCUUAAUGUGCCGGUAGUGAGGGGAGACCUGGCUCUGCAACUGGCCAGGCAGGACUACUACACCUCCAGACAGGAUCAGGUUCGUGACUACCUACUCCGUCAGAAGGCAUCCUUCGAUCUGGUCCUUCUGGCUCAGGAAAUGGAGUUGAGGAGGUGGAGGACGUGUCUGAAGCAACUGGGUGAAGUAAACAACAGAAUGGUGAAGGAAGAUGAAGCAGCAGCCCUCAGGAUCGAGUCCCUGGCACACCCUGACCUGGCUAUCAAUCCCAGGCCUAACCCUAUCAUCAGCUGCAAGGAUGCAGCCUUCAGCAGACUGCUCCAGAUCCUCGACCAUAAUUCAGACCAUGGCCGAUCAGAGCCUUUUCGGACAUAUGAAGCUUUGGACCAGGCUGCUUGUGACCUGGCAGGCAACCUCCAGGUGACCCGAGAUGCUCUGGUUGGUGCUGGCCGUGAACAGCACUACACAGCUGCUCGUCUUUAUGGUGACUGUGAGGCCCUCCACAGGGCCAUGUACACAGAGCUUCAGCAGCUGGUCUUAGGGCCACAGGUACGUCCAAUGGCCAUCACUGACCAGGAGCUGCUCUGCCCCAAUGCACAGGAGCUGAUGGUGAAGCUUGUGAAAGCAGAGUCUCAGCUGCAGAGUUUGCAGCAUGUAAUGCAAGAAAUCAUGGGGGAGGUUAAAGCCAAGCGUUCUCAGCUGGAGCGCAAUGCCCUCCUCAGGCGGGAGAGAGAAUUAUACAUCUAUUUUCACUUGGAUGCCCGGCUGUUGCAGAAAGUAGUGGAAGAUCUGGAGGGCAAAAUGGCGGCGAACAGAGGGCAGCAGUAGUUGAACCUACUGGAAUGGAUGGGGAGCUUUUAUAGCCCAGCUGUAAUUAAAGCUUGAUGAGAUGCUGAUCUGGGAAGUACACUGUGUGCCUUCAGUGGAGGAGGUUUACUGAUUAAGCCCUGCUCUGCUGCAAAGUGUGAAACCUACUCAAAAUCUGAACCUUCAGCUGGUUUGUGUGGGAGACGGAGAUCAGUCCCUUGAGUCCUCAUUGACUCAUCUUUGGGCCAGCUCUCAAUUUGGGAGAAAGUUUGGUUGUAUAAGAACAGUGCUGUCUGUGCAACGACUGGGAUUCAUCACUGUGUUUAUUUCAAACAAAUAAUUUUACUAAUUUACUAAUCACAAGAAAAUUGGAAUUCACUGUCUUAUGUUCUAAAAUUUCCUCUUUUAAGUCGUGAAAAAUAAAGUAAAAUGUUUAUCUUUA
Toxotes jaculatrix (banded archerfish) is the source of this 2530-nucleotide messenger RNA. RefSeq names its product HAUS augmin-like complex, subunit 3 (gene haus3). The transcript is spliced from 7 exons. The record is from RefSeq and is a predicted model, not a curated record. Gene Ontology annotation, cellular component: centrosome; mitotic spindle; HAUS complex. NCBI's taxonomy places the organism in Eukaryota, Metazoa, Chordata, Actinopteri, Toxotidae. The coding region runs from base 124 to 2109 and encodes 661 amino acids. Gene Ontology annotation, biological process: centrosome cycle; spindle assembly.